Molecule: messenger RNA, 1004 nt
Organism: Balaenoptera musculus (blue whale)
Lineage: Eukaryota; Metazoa; Chordata; Mammalia; Artiodactyla; Balaenopteridae
Product: protein Abitram
Exons: 6
Coding region: 140-703 (187 amino acids)
Biological process (GO): regulation of filopodium assembly; dendrite morphogenesis; regulation of actin filament polymerization
Cellular component (GO): dendrite; nucleus; filopodium tip
Molecular function (GO): actin monomer binding; actin filament binding
Source: RefSeq, a predicted model, not a curated record
AGCCUGCGGGGCCUGGGGAGCAGCGCGCGUGCGCACAGCGCGUGUCCCGGCUACACGCCGGCAAGACGCCUUCCUCCGUGGCAAGCGGGAGGAAGAGUACAGGUCCCAGGGGGCGGGAUUUGCAGCACCUGAGGUCGCCAUGGCUACCGAGCCCGAGACCCCUGUGGCCGCCUUGGCUGCGGAGCCCGCGGUGCCAUCGCUUGUGGAUCGUUACUUCACUCGCUGGUACAAAGCGGAUGUCAAAGGAAAACCCUGUGAGGACCACUGUAUACUACAACACUCUAACCGAAUAUGUGUCAUCACACUGGCAGGAUCCCAUCCAGUUCUUCAAAGUGGAAAAGCAAUUAAAAGCAUUUCCUAUCAAAUCAGUACCAACUGUAGCAGACUUCAGAACAAAGUCUCUGGGAAAUUCAAGCGGGGGGCACAGUUUCUAACAGAACUUGCACCUCUGUGUAAGAUUUACUGCUCUGAUGGAGAAGAAUACACCAUAUAUAGCUGUGUUAGAGGACGGUUGAUGGAAGUGAAUGAAAACAUCCUCCAUAAGCCAUCCAUUCUUCAAGAGAAGCCAUCCACCGAAGGCUACAUUGCAGUUGUGUUGCCCAAGUUUGAAGAAAGUAAAAGCAUAACAGAAGGGUUACUGACACAAAAACAGUAUGAAGAAGUCAUGGUGAAACGCAUCAAUGCCACAACAGCGACCUCAUGAGGAUUAAGAUUGAGUAAAAACAACAGGGCAUUCUUAUCCUUACCUGGCCUACCAGUCAGUGCACUAAGGAAGAACCAGAGAUGCUGAAAUGUACUUCACACCCGGCCAUCCGCAGGGAGGCCUGAUCUUAAAACCUGACCUAGGUUUCCUUCUUCGUCUUGCAUAACAAGCCUUGAUUCCAUUUUGUCUUCAACCUCCCAGAUCUGCCUGCCCAUGUACAUACUCUGUUCUUCUUUUGCUUUUCUCUUUCUAACAACUGGCAAGCGACAGACGUUUUUCUGAUUAAAAGCCAACAAACAAA